Molecule: messenger RNA, 6820 nt
Organism: Chlamydomonas reinhardtii
Lineage: Eukaryota; Viridiplantae; Chlorophyta; Chlorophyceae; Chlamydomonadales; Chlamydomonadaceae
Exons: 12
Coding region: 183-6404 (2073 amino acids)
Biological process (GO): SNARE complex assembly
Cellular component (GO): endosome; lytic vacuole
Molecular function (GO): SNARE binding
Source: RefSeq, a predicted model, not a curated record
GAUAGGUGCGUGGAACAACAAUAGGACACUCGCAAGAAUGCUCCUCGGCGUUUAGGCUUCCUGCUUCACAAGCAGCUCUGCAAGUUGUGUUGUGAAGGCCGACACGUGAUUAUGUAUUCAAUCAUGCAUAGCUAGAAGCUUGGAGCUUGACGGAGGGCCGUGGAGCGGGAGACGCCCUGGCGAUGGAGCAGCUGGAAGCCCUCGGCUGGCGCCCUGCCCGCCGGCUGCGCCACAUCAAGGCGAUCGGCAUCCACAACCUGUACGACCCAGCGGCCUGCGGGAACAACAGCAGUGGCAGCGGUGGCGGUGGCAGCGGCGCCGGCGGUGACGAGGCUGGGAGCGCGGCAGCAGCCGGCAACCACGCCGCCGGCCGCAGCCCAAGCAGCAGCGGCCCUAGGGCUGUUGGCGUCUUGGAACCGGUACCAGCCGUGGGAGGUGUGAGCGUGGCCGCCGGUGCGCAGGGGCCGUGGGGCGGCGCGGCCGGAAGCACGGCACGCGGCGUUCGUGGCGCGGUGGCAGGCGGGGCUCGGGGGGAGUGCAGGUACCGGUACGAGGUGCACACAUGGGAUGCGGCCGUGCAGGACUGGGCGCCCUUCUACCGCAGCGAACAGGUGGAUUCAGACUACACGCUGGAAUGGGAUCCGCAGCUGCUGGAUCCAGAAUCCGAGUCCGCCCUGCGCGGCCUGCAGCACCGGCCCGACGUGGGGCGCGUGCGGCUGCGGGUGGUGGCGGAGCCGCUCGCCAGCACGAACCCAGGCGAGAACACGGACAUGGUCACGGACGUGGGCGCGGAAGGAGGCGCCACGGAUUACAGCGUGGCGGUGGGGGGUGCGGCCCAUGCCGGGGCGGGCGUGGCCACGGGCUGCGGGCGGUGGGGCGGCGGCGGCGGCGGCGGCUGCGAUGAGACGGACGUGUGGGCGGUGACGGGUCUGGACGCGCCUGGAGCGGGCAGCGCGGCCGACUACGAGGCGCAGCACGCGCAGCGCUUGCGGCAGGCGGCGGCGUCACGGGGGCGGCGGCCGCCGGCUGUGCGGCCAGCAGCGGCACCUGCAGAGGCAGUAGCAGCAGUAGCAGGGGCAGGAGCAGGGGCAGGGGCAGGCGCAGGAGCAGGGGCAGGGGCAGGGGCAGGGGCAGGAGCAGGGGCAGGGGGAGGGGCAGGGGGAGGAGCAGGGGGAGGGCCCUCGCCGCAGCUGCUGCCGCUGCAGUGUCGGCGGACAGAGCCGCAAGUGGGGCCGCAGCAUCAAUGGGCGGGGAUAGCGCACGAUGCGGGGGGCCAGGAGGUGUGUGGCUCCGGCGCUUUGCAGCAGCAGCACCAUCAGCAGCAGCACCAGCAGCACCAGCAGCAGCUGGAGCAGCCGGCCACGCCCGUGGCGCGGGCCCCACACCAACGCCGCGCGGCGCCGGCGUCCGACGGCGUGGGCCAUGCGUCUGCACGGCCGCAGGCGCAGGGCGAGCAGCAGACGCAGAUGCAGACGCAGGUGCAGAUGCAGACGCAGGUGCAGCAGGACGAAGGCGCGCCCCACGGCCGGGAAGACAGCUUGUGCAGCAGCUCACGCAGCAGCACCGAUCCGGUGAUGCAGGGUGGGAAUGGGACACACAGCAGCGAAGCCGCGGCAGGCGAAGAGACGGUGGCAACGACUGCACAGCAGGCCGGCGACGGCGGCGGGAGCAGCGGCUGUGGGCCGGGGGAGGAGCCGGCAUCGGCGCUGGUCCGGCGCGUGUUUGGCCGCCUGGCUGCGCCUGCGGUGGAGGGUGCGGCAGCGGGCGAGGGCCCUGUGUCGGCUCUCAUGCGGCGAGUGGUGUGUCGGGUGGCGGGCGCCGCCGCCUCUGGCCCUGUUGCGUCGCUGCAGCCGGGCGUGGCGGCGGGGGAUACGACAGGGGAGGCGGCGGCGGAGCCGGCAGUAGCAGCAGUAGCAGUAGCAGCAGCAGUAGCAUGUGAGGCGGUGGCGGAGGGCGGGGCCGCGCUGGACCCGCACGUGUCGGCCUUGCUGCGCCGCGUCUUGCACAGGGUGGCUGGAGGGUCAGCUGUAGCAGCAGGUGAGGGGGCUGUAGCAGCAGAGGAGGGGGCUGUAGCAGCAGGGCCGGGUGGCGGCUGCGCGGGGCGGACGCCGCGGGCUCCGACCGCCUGUGGGGCAGCAGGCGGCGGCGGGCGUGGCAUCAGCAGGAGCGGCAGCAGCGACCGCAGCGGCAGUAGCACCUGCAUGGACGACAGCGACAGCGGCGGCAGUAGCAGCUGCGUGCAUGGCGACGCGUCCGGUAGCGUACGGCUGCCGUCGGGCGCCCCGGUCUCUUCGCCUGCUGAGGCGCCGUUGUGUGACGACGGCGGCGGCGCCGGUACGGGACUUGUAGAACAGGAGGAUACUGCACCAUUGAAGACAACAACAGGAGCAGAAGUGGCUGGGGAAGGAAGUGGUCAUGAUGGAGAUCUCGGGUUACCUGGCGGCGAGCUCGCGCUGCAGCCGCCGUGUCAAACCCGGCGGAGAGAGCGAGUGGUGGUGGAGUACGUGUUCACACUGUCAGAGCUGACACCGCUGGAGCCGCGGCUGCUGCAGCGCAGCUGGCUCAUCAACCUGCCGGUGCUGCUGCUCGCGCCCGACGGCCGCCCGCACACCCUGGCCCGCGCGCUGCCGCCGCCGCCGGCCCCGCCGCCGCCGCCGCCAGCGCGGCCGCCGCCGCCGCGGCCAGUUGCCGCCGCCGCAGCAGCCCCUGCGUGGCGGCCUUGGGGCUCUCCGGGUCCCAAGCCCGGAAGCAGGCCUGGGCUGGGCGCGAACGGCGGCGCCGGAAAGGGGCAAAUGGUCGGCAGCGCUUCGGCGCAGAGGCUGGCGGGCGGCGGCUGGUCGUCAUCUGCCGCUGCGUCGGAGUCGGAGACAGCGGCAGCCGAUGAGGAGAAGGCGGCGGAUGAGAAGCGCGCCCUGCUGCGGUGGCUCCUGGGCACGGGCAACAUCAUGCAGCCCCUGGCGGCCGCCGGCAGCCUGGAAGAGGAGCUGCAGGACGACUCCGUUCUGGCGGCGGCGGCGGCUGUAGCAGCCGCCUCCAGAGCCGCAGGCGGCGGCUGCUACAGCCGCACCAGCCUCGACGGUGUCAGCGCAGGCGGCGGAGCACGCGGCGGCGGGGACGGCGGCGCGACGGCAGCGGGGGGCCAGCGGCAGGCUCUGUCUGGCGGCUCGGCCACUCGGCUGCUGUCGGCGGCGGCGGCCAGUGCGCUGCUGGACCCGGGGCCGGUGCCGGGCUUCCUGCCGGGCGCCAUGGCGGUGCUGUUCCAACAGGAGCAGCAGCGCCCUGCCAGCGGCGCCUCCCUCGCUCCGGGUGGCUCGGGUGGCCUGGGUGGCUCGGGCGGCCUGGGUGGCUCGGGCGGCCUGGGUGGCUCGGGCGGCUUCCCCUCCCUGCCCUCCCUCAGCCAGCUGGUCCAGGGCGCCGCCACAGCCGUCAGCAGCACCUUCUCCUCCCGGCCCGCCUCGCCCGCGCCGCCGCCGCACCUGCAACACCCGAACCUCACGCCGCACCCGCACCUGUCGGCGCCCGCACGCGGCGCAGCGGCGCGGCCGGUCGCCACCGGUGCCGGUGCCGGUGCGGGAGCGGGGGCAGGUGGUGGCGGUUUUGGGGGAAGUGGGGGAGGUGGGGGCGGUGGCGGGCCGCUGGCGGGGCGGCGGGUGUCCAGCGUGCCGCAGCUUGACACGCUGGAUGCUGAUGUGGCAGCACAGAUGGGGAUGGGGGUGGGGCUGGCACGAGGCGAUGUGGAGGGCGCAUCUGCAGCUAGCUCGGCGAGCAGCAGCAUUGGCAUCGGCGCCGGCGCCGGUGGCGGUGCCGGCAGCAUCGGCGUCAACGUGGGCGUCAGCGUCGGCAUCGGUAGUGGUGGCGGCGGCGGUGGCGGCGGUGGCGGUGGCGGCGGGCUUCUGACCUCUGUCUCGUCGGCGUCUGACCUGCACAGCCUGACGGGCAGGCCGCCGGUGGUGGGCCGGCACCGGCGCGCGGUGUCCGGCUUUGCGGCCGGCGUGGCGUCCGCCUUCCCGGACAGCCUCCACAGCCUACAGGAGGGCGGCGACGCCGACGCCGUCGGCUUGCUGGCAGGAGCAGUCACAGGAGCAGUGGGGGCAGCGCAGCAGCAGCAGCAGCAGCCGUCGUCAGCGGGCGCCGUCGUCGCAGUGCCGCCCCUUGGCGGGCCCGUGAUGUAUCGGCCCGUUGCCACGCGCGCCACGCCGCCCCAGCCAGCUGUCCACGGGCCCUUCCACCCUCCGGGCGCGACGCUCGUGAGUGGCGGCACUAGCAGCGGCGCUCACCCACGCGUGGGCAGCGCGCCUGCAGGGCCCGACUCGGGCGCCGACUCAAACGGCCGAGCGGCUACUGGGUCCGGUGCGGCGGUGGCAUCGACGGCGGCGUCUGCCGGGCACAGCGCGAGUGCGAGUGGCCUGCCUCCCCGCAUGUCGCAAAAGGCUCGAUCUGACACGGCGCUGGCGACACAGGCUUCCGCUGUCGCCGCCGCAACGAGCGGGGGCAGCGGCGCGACGUCGGGCACGGGACACAGCAGCAGCGGCAGCAGCCGCCGGGCGGGGGCGGGGGUGGGGGCUCGGGGCGGCGGGGCGGCUGGCGGCUGGCAGCGCGUGUGUGAGGUGUCGGAGACGCGCGCCAGCAUCCGGCGACUGACAGAGCUGCAGGCGCGCCUGCACGAUACGCGCGCAGCUAGCCGGGCCCUGCAGCAGCAGCUGGCGGGCGCGGCGGCGCGGCGGCAGCGGCGGGAUACAGCGGCGGCCGCCCAGCAGGCGACCAGGUUGGACAAGGCGCACUGGGAGGCACGUGCGACGGCGGCGGCGCAGCACCUGACGCAGCUUCGGCAGGCGGCGGCGCUGCGGCGGCGGGUGCUGGCGGCGCGGGCCACCUCGCUGCAGCACGCGUCGGGCGUCCUGCAGGCGGCGGAGCAGCGGCGGCUGGGCGCCGAGUCACAGCUGGCGGGCCCCGAGGGCCGGGGGCGGUUGGCGACGCUGACGUCAGCGCUGGUGGGGCGGCGCAACCGACUGGUGGCGGAGCUGGGCAGGAUCUACCAGAUCGGCCCGGUGAGUGAGGCUCUGCUGCAGCCUGACCCGCUGGAUCUGGCGCUGGACUGCAGCUGGGCCGGCGGCCGGGCGGCGGCCUGGCAGCAGCAGCAGGAGGAGGAGGAGGAGCAGGAGCAGGAGGAGCAGCAGCAGCAGCGCCACAAGCACACGCAGCAGCACACGCAGGCCGCAAACCAGAGCUCAGGAGCAACGGGCGCGGGAGUGGGAGUGAGGCCGUGGCAGGGCGGCGCCGCUGCCGCUGCCGCGCCGCCUGCGGCGGCGGCGGUUUCGGCGCCGCCCGGGUCGCGGCGUGUGUCGCUGCCUCCGCCGCGGCCGAUGCGACUGGCGGUGGUGGGGCUGGAGGUGCCGGCGGACCUGCUGGAGCGCAUACGCAACAGCGCCUCCUCCAACAGCUGGGCGGCUCUGGACCUGGGCCCCGCCCACGACUCCUACCAGCGCACCUCGGCCUCAUUAGGCUACCUGGCGGCCGUGGUCGACCUGGCAGCAGCCUAUUUAGGCGUGCCGCUGCGCUACCCCAUCGCCCCCCGCGUCUCCGUGUCAUACGUGUCAGACCCCUGCCCGCCCAGCGCCGCCGUCAGGGCGGGUCUGGCGAGCGGCGCCGGCGCCGCCGCGCCGCCGGCGCUGCCGCCGGCGGUGGCGGUGGCUGGCGCCGCCGGACCCGGCGGCGGCGGUGCGGGCCUAGGUAUGGGUGCGGGUAUGGGUGCUGGUGGUGUAGAUGUUGGUUUGGCGGCGGGCGGGGUCGGCAGGGUUGCGGGAGGAGCAGCCCGGGGCGGCGGCGGCGCGGCAGGGCUGGCGCGGCGGCCGUCAGUGGCCGCACGCGCGGCGUCCCAACCCGGCGGCGAGUGGCGGCUGCUCAACCUCGCUACCGGCGCCCUCUCCGCAUCCCCCGCCUCCUCUUCCUCCUCCUCCCUAACCACCACCUCCUCCUCCUCCGUCGGCGCGACUGCGCCGCCGCCGGCUGUGGGCCUGAUCCCGGGCCCGCGCGGCGUGGGCGCCGCCGGGCGGCUGCUGGUCUUCUCCGCCCUGCUCAAUGACCGGCUGGACCCCUGGGUCGCGGCCACGGCCGCCGGGGCGCUGGGCGAGGACGCGCACCCGCGGGGGCUGCUGCCGGCCGCCGGGCUGCCGCUGUUCUGGGGCGAGGGCGCGCGCGACCGCAGCCGCUUCGCCUACGCGCUGUACCUGCUGUCGCGCGAUGUGGUGCAGGUGAUGGAGGCUCACGGGCUGCCGCCGCUGGCGCCCAACGCGCCGCUGCAAAACCUGUACGCGCUAAUCAGCGCGGCGGCGGCGGGCGUGCCGGACGCGGCGGCGGAGGCGGCGUGGCGGCGGCGGGGGCAGCAGGGGCCGCGGCAGCAGUAGCGCGCGCGUUCGGGUGAUGAGAGCAGUAUUAGAAUGAACGGAGGGGAGUAGGCCAGAAGGGAGAAGAUGGUAAGCGUUGGGGGGGAAGCAUGGGAAGGAGCAGCGGCAAGGGGCAGGCGCUGGCGUAGGCGUAGGCGUAGGUGCAGAGGCAGCUGCUAUGUAGUGGGGUACGGGCGGAGUGACCAGACUAAGCAGGCGGAUCAGUGCCUAGGUACCACAGCGCGGCGUCUUGAGCUAGCCUAACUUUAGCGAAAGUAAGGGGACCGUACACACAGACGAACCCAGGUGAUGGCAAGGGUGAUGGUGCACGGACCACCAUGCCCGCCAACGUGUCCAGCAUCGCAAGCAGUGCCUCAGAGCUAAGCAUGUCAACGUGUCAGUAGGUUCAGUUGGUGAUUGUUUCCAAGGACUGGGAU